AAUGAACGACCACAAUAAGAUACUUUUCAUCCAUGAUAUUUCUUUCGCAAAUUGAAAAAAUAAGAUUCACGCAUAUACGCUUUUUUGUGUGAAUAAUUGAAACAAAAACAAUUAUUCAGUGUAUCUUAAUUACAAUGUUGGAUGGCUGUGUUAAACUAAAAUAUUACCCAUGCGUGAAUUUAACCAGCAACCAAAGGUGUUACGCAAUCAGCCAUGAGUGAGUCAGCGACCGUGUGAGUGGGUUGGUGAACCACCCAGCCAGCGUGCGAGUAACCCCGUCAGCCUGUGAGCGGGGCCGCCAGCCAGCCUGGCUGCCUGGCAAGUCGGUCAGCGGGCACCCGACGAUGUGCGGAGGGGAGGAUGACCACCUCAUGCUUCCUCUGCAGGAGCCCUUCAAACCCCCCAAAGUGAGGCUGGACUCGUGCAGUGCCAAGGUGUACUCCGUCCCCAAGGAGGAGCUGAACAAGAUUACCGAGGAAGUUCCUCCUCUUUUCCAGGCAAUUCAGGGACACGUCGACGGCUUGGUAGAGUUACUGGACUUACUUCGACAGAAUCCUGAGUCUGUGCAUCUCCGGCAUGACCAAGACACGCCCCUCCACGCCGCCUGCCACGCUCACAACCUCCCCGCUCUUACGGAAUUGCUUGUUAGAGGAGCGCAGGUAGAAGUACUUGAUGGCCAAGGAAACACCGCCCUCCACGUGGCCGUGCGCGAGGGCUGGCACGAGGGGUUGGAGGAACUGCUCCGGCGAGGGGCGUCACCGAACACGAAGAGCCAGCCCCCGCCGGCGUGUAAACAGUAUCCUGUGGAGACGCCUUUCCAUGCUGCUGUGAGGCGGGGGGACAACGUGUCCACUUCACUCAUCUUGCAGUAUCGGCCGGACUUUUGUCUUAAGGAUAAUGAGCAUUGUUCAGUCUUGCACCUCGCCGUUCAGACACACAAUAUUACAUUGCUUAGGCGCUUGUUACAGGAAAAAAGCUGUUCAGAUACAUUUGCAGCUGUGGACGUCAGGGGCAACACUGUGUUGCACACAGCCUUGUCACGCAAGUGUAGUGAAGACGAAAUUCACAUUCUUGAAAUUAUUAAGGAUUUGGUCAGUUUAGGCCUUAACUUGAAUGUGAGCAACCAGAUGGGUGAGACACCUUUGUUCCUAGCUUUGCGUAUGCGACUAACCCGUGUCGCGAAAUGGUUGCUGUCUAGAGGUUCAGAUCCCCUGAGCAUCAAUUACCAAGAACAGACUGUUCUGCAUGUCGCUUGUGAAGCAGGAAGUGCUUUGUCCCUAAAGCAUCUUCUCAGUGUAUAUGGUCUCAACAAUCUCUUGUUUGCAGCGGACAAAGAAGGUCACGAGCCUUUCCACAUGGCAGUGUUCAGUGGCUCUCUGGAAUGCUGCGAAAUAUUGCUUGAUAACGGAGAUCACCUGACGAUCCGCGACAGAGAAGGAAGAUCGAGGUUCUCGUAUGUCAUUGAGUAUCUCCCUAUGGCUUCUAGACUCCUCACCAGAGUCUUCGAUUCCAGGACACGCCUUGUGAAUGAGCCAGCAGACAAUCCGGAAUUUAACGUGACCUUAGACUACUCUGUACUGAUGUCGAAGCAUGACCAGGAAUGGUGCAUUGUGCCAGAACUUGCUAAGAGUAGUCUUCAUGCUCUCUUACUUCAUCCUCUCGUCGAAAGCUUUUUGUACUUUAAGUUGUGGAUUCUUAACUACCUCAGGUUUUUCAACUGGUGCUUCGUUUUCUUGUAUAUGGUUAUCCACACUGCUUUUAUGGUUGUUGUCUUCAAUGAACCCCUGAUAUUCGAAUACUACCAUGAGCUGUUGGAUAAGUUCUAUGCUCUUCACAUCUUGCUCUUUGUAAUGACGACGACCCCUGCUUUGUUUAAGUUCUUCAUCAAUCCUAUAAAGUAUAUACAGAGGAUUGAAGUGGUUUUCGAAAUAAUUACAUUAGGGGGAAUCCUAUGUGCCUUUUUGGCACAACAUCGAGCAUCGGAACACCAGCUUCAAAUAAGAGAAAAAACAGGCAACAAUGUUGCUGAUGAUGAUGAAACUAGGUCUCUUUCCGUCAACCGCUUUGUAGGAGCGACAUCAACAUUUUUCGGAUGGCUUUUGCUGCUAAGCCUUACAGGGAAAACCUAUUAUUUUGGCAUUUAUUAUUAUAUUUUUUAUCGCAUUUUGCAGAAAGCUUUCGCUAUAUUAAUUUCGCUUUUGUGUUUAUUUGUUGGAAUUGUAGGAAGUUUCUAUAUACUGCUACCGGAGCCAGUAUAUCCAACCACAAUAUCAUCAGCUCCACACGCAGAGGAACACGCAGUUCAGAGCAGAAUAAGACUGACUUUGGUGCUGUUGAUUAUCAUGAUUUUGGCUUUUCUUUUCGGUAUAUUAGGAAUUUUGCUUUUGAGUCUCGUGGGCAAGGAGUUUGCAGAAUUUCAUCGUCUUGGUGAUCUCAAACUGUUGAUCGGACGAGCGUCGGACGUCGAGGAUUACCAGCGCGUUCUAAAAAUCUUCCGCAGUUGCCAUUGUUCCCAACACUUCUUCUGCGCACUUUUGAAGAGGGUUUGCAGCGUUUCUGAGAUUCUUUCAGUUUUCCCAAAUGCUAAACCUAAAUCGUAUAUUUUUAAACGGUUCAUUGCUUCGCGUUCAUACAAGAAAAUCUUGGAAUUCAGCAACUGUGUAACAACUGGCGCUAAGUUUACGAUCAACAAAAGCUGUUGAGCAAGGCGACAGCACCGAGAGAUGGAGCAGGAAUUUUGACAGCGAUUACUCUCGCGUAAAUGCCCGACUGCUGUCCAUCCAUAAACAGUUCGAAUUUGUCUCGGCACAGCUUCAAUUCCUUAGUCAGAGCACGGAAAGCAAGUACAGGCUUCUGAACCAACAGUUAUCUCUAUUAAGGACCGAGGUUCGGGAACCCCAAGGAGAGGGCGAAGGAGAGGAGGACGAAACCUUCGUGAAGAGAGAAACCUUGCAGUUGGUAACCGCCGAGCGUAAUUUCAAACGAAGCGACUUCCCACUUAUCAGAGAUCCGUACCAAUUUACUGGCGAAUCUUUAACCUCCUUUAUUGAUGAAACUUCCAACAGCACAACAAUACGAGGGAGGAGAAGCUUCGGCGGAACUUUACCUGCAGUAAUUAAAGACUUUCAGGAUUCUCAGAUGAGCUUCUAUUGUUAACUACAAGUUGAUAUCUAAAUUCCAGGAGCAAAGGCAAGGGAUGAUGGGCUCAGGUGGUUGACACAUUUUUGGUGUUCCUGUUAGUUAUUGUUUCCUUUUGUUGCCGUAAUGUUAGUUUGUCAGCCAGGCAGGCACGAAACAGCAAACAGAUGUGAGAAUGUGACUGCAAAUGUGAAACUGAUUUCCUUCUUCAGAUACAGUAUGUAUGUUAUUUGUUUUCGCCUUGGUUCUAAAUUUUGCUGUAUAGCUUGAACUUUUUUUAAGUCAUUUUAAAGCAUUUUAUAACUUAACAUUUUAUUAAAAUAAAACGAGUUUGAUAUAAUUUUCAAAUUUCAUUUUCUCACGGGAACAAGUAACAUUAAAAUGUACAAACUGACAGUUAACAUAAAUACAAUGAAAAGGUAGAGAACCUUCAAAAUUAUCAGACUUUAGUAAAAACUAAUUAGGUCUAAGUUAGAACUAAGAUUUCAUAUUCGAUAAUCAAGUGCAAGGAGAACACCAGCCCUCAUAGCAA
Molecule: messenger RNA, 3670 nt
Organism: Penaeus chinensis
Lineage: Eukaryota; Metazoa; Arthropoda; Malacostraca; Decapoda; Penaeidae
Product: transient receptor potential channel pyrexia-like
Exons: 4
Coding region: 345-2702 (785 amino acids)
Molecular function (GO): protein binding
Source: RefSeq, a predicted model, not a curated record